This is a messenger RNA of Stylophora pistillata, 2298 nucleotides long. RefSeq lists its product as uncharacterized. The record is from RefSeq and is a predicted model, not a curated record. NCBI's taxonomy places the organism in Eukaryota, Metazoa, Cnidaria, Anthozoa, Scleractinia, Pocilloporidae.
AAUCAAAACAAUAUUUUGACCGGUCAGACCAGUUUAUUUUAGAUUGAAAUGAUAUAAGAUAGUGUUGCGGUUUUACAAAACUAUGCUAUCAUAGCUGAUGUCUCACAAGUCACACGCCAUCAGCUAAAUUUAGAACGUUCAGUUUGGAGUCAUUAAAGGUUCGGACGAUCCUUGGAAUGUUCCGUAUUUCUGAAGUAAUAGAAAUAAUUGACCGAACUUGACGUCAAUGGUCAUUAUGACGUCAAUGAUGAUGACUCAUUUUGAGGGGGAAACCCCCCAAAAUAUAACCUCGACCCAGACUUCCUCUGCUUUCAGUAAAAUACGUCUGUCAAUGAGCUCGUUCACUAAAUUAUUAUAUCGACUUGAACUGGGUUCAAAUUACCACAGAUCUCCUUUUUCCAGUGAAAGAAAACGUUAAAUUUAGCAUCCAUAAGGGCUAGAAUGGCAGAUUUGCCACAUAUGGUAUGAAGGGCACCUUUGAAGUAAGCGAGAAUUUGAAAAAUCUAAGUAUAACACUUCUGGUAUUUGUGCUACUGUGGAUGCAGCCUCUGAUAGAGUGUCGACCCACAAAAUGUCCCUUAGCGAAUAACAUUGCUAAGUAUGGUCCCAAUGGUGAAAUAGUGAGUUGUGUUCGUUGUCCAAACUGCCCCAUUGGACAGGGAUUGUCAUAUGCUUGUGGAUCCAAGGUGCCAAAUGAUUCAAAAAUUGAAUGUGUAUUUUGUGAACCAAACAAAACUUACUCUGAUGAGCAUGGAAUAGGCCACUGCAAACAGUGUCAAGACUGUGGUUUGAGGAAUGUGAUUCAGGAGUGCUCAAUUUACCAGAAACGUGAGUGUGGGAAUAUAUGUCCCAAAGGGUAUGUUUUUCAUGAUAACAUUGAGGACUGCUUGGAACUGGAAUCUGAGCCAUCCACUAGUUCGUCAACACACUCCGCCAAGGAUCCUAGUCGCAGAGAAACAACUGGAACACAAUUAAAAACAGAAUUAGCCGAUGAAGUUACCACCACUGCUUCAACUCAUUCUGACAGGAUCACAGUAAGCAGCAGUCAGUCACAAUUUCCAUCAACAGGUGUCAAUAAUACACCUACACAAGGUACUUCACUAAAAGAAAAUGACGACACUGCAAAUGUGUUGUCAACAAAGGACCAUACAGUGGCUAUCUGUGUUUUAGUUGCAGUGGUUGUUCUUGUUGUCCUAGUGCUUGUGAUUAUAGUGAAUAUCUGCAAGACAAGGCGUGGUCACACUCAAAAAGGACAUGAAGAGUCAACAGAAAGUGCAGAGGAAUGCAUUCCACUGAAGAAUAUGAGUGGAAGUGGGGAAUCAUCAAGAGCUUCAGUUAGUAGCUCUACAACACAAGUGGAUUUAGCUGAUGUCACUUCUCAAGACAAGACCAAAGAACUUUUAAGAGAGGCAUCCUUGGACAUUUCAACAGAUAACAACAUCCACUAUUCAAAUAAAGAGAUGUCUUCUCAUCCCGGUGAUGCUUAAGCAGAGGACGGAGUUAAUCUAGAAAAUAUUCCCCCUGAUGUUCUUGUCUCUCAUAUGGAAGUUAUGUGAAGAGAAAGAUGGUAACAUGUUAAAUUGUGUAAAAAAAAAAACUUGAUGCAUCAGAGAGCCUCUUUUUGAAGACAUGGCCCAGUGUUGGAAGAGAGCUGAAACUUGAUGCUGAUACUUUAAACUUAAUAGGAGCUGACAUCACAAAAAGUCCCACAGAAUGUCUACUUGCGAAAUUGAAAACUUUGCCAAAAGAACCCACAAUGAGGGAAUUUGUGCAGGCCCUAAAAAAAUGUGAAAGAUAUGACUUAGCAAAAUACAUCUGUAAUUGGCCUUGGAAGGUUGAGAACAUCUGAGAGAUUGGAUGAAGACAGGGGCACAUUAAGCUUCAAGGGGGCAGUGAGAAAAAUGCUAGUCUAUUUUGGAACAAAAAACAUCUUGGACAAAAUAGACUCAGACAGGGAUGAACAAGUUCAGUGAUUAAAUAUUAUCAGCCACUUAAUUACUGUAAAAAGCAGCUACAAGCUAUUUAUCUCAGGGUACAGAGAUGAAGUUCUCUACUGUAUAUAUAGCUGUUGGUGGCUUGGGGCUAAGCACACUAGCUAUAGUUAGCCACCACAAUUGUGGUAAACUUGUUGCAUACCUUCACCAAGCCUUUUUUGAUUUGUAAAUAUAUUUCUAUUUAAUUUCCAUGCUUAUAUAUGUAGUUGUUAGAUUUUUCAGUGUUUUUUAAUACAUUUUGUGAUAUUGUUAAGCCCCUAGAGCAAUUAGUGAUAUAGACGCUAUUUAAAUAAAGUUUAUUAUU